AGUUGGCGCAGAGAGCAGAAGUAAUUGCAUUGAGCCGAGCCCUGAGACUCGCUAAAGGAAAAAAAGUCAACAUUUACACGGAUUCAGCUUAUGCUUUUGGAGCAGCUCAUGUGGAGCUUGCCCAAUGGAGAAGAGCAGGAUUCAGGAGAGCAGACAAUGCACCAAUCUGCCACAAGAAGGAAAUGGAAGAACUUGAACAGGCCUUGGAAGACCCGGAAGAGGUAAGUAUUAUAAAAUGUAAAGGUCACUCUUCGGGGACUGGCAUGGUGGCAAUCAGAAAGCCGAUGAAGCCGCAAAAGAAGCUGCAGGAUAUAAAGGACCAAGGCAGAUGGUGCAAAUAAGUGUAGAAGAGGAAUCAGGAGUCAACAUGUUGGAGGAGGCCAGAAAGGCCCAAGAGGAGGCAGCCCCAGAGGAAAAGGGGGUGUGGAAGAGCAGAGGAGCAUGGGAGGAAGGAGGUCUGUGGAGAGGACCCGAGGGAAGACCUGUCUUGACUGAAAAACUGGCAAAACAGAAGAUCACCGAAGCCCAUGGGCUCGGUCAUGUGGGUGUGGCCCAGAUGGAGAGACAUCUGUGCCAUUGGUGGCAUCCAUUUUUGAAAGACAUGAUUAAGGAGAAAGCCAGGACGUGUCUGAUUUGUGGCAAGCACAAUCCAAAGCCAGUAAUAAAGCCAGAAGCAGGUAAGUUUCCCAUUCCAGAAAGACCAGGAGAAGAGAUUGUGAUCGACUUUACUGACAUGAUCGACGUGGGUCCAGGAGGAGUCAGGUAUCUGUUGGUGAGUGUAGAUGCCCUGACCGGCUGGCCAGAGGCAUGGGCUACAAAACGGGAGGAUUCUAAAAGUGUGAUUAAAUGUUUGAUUAAUCAUUACAUCCCGAGACAUGGGUUCCCGAAACGAAUUCAGUCAGAUAAUGGGACCUAUUUCAAAAAUAAAGAUUUGGCAGAAGUAGAACGGAUUCUGGGGGUGCAACACAGGUUUGGGACAGUGUAUCAUCCUCAGUCCCAAGGAAAAGUAGAAAGAAUGAACCUAAAUUUGAAAAAUAAAAUAGCGAAAAUUUGUGCGCAGACGGGGCUAAAUUGGGUGACCAUCAGAUGUUGUGUUAACCAAUUCACAGGUUUCACGCCGUACGAGCUGUUGACAGGACGACAGUUUCCAGCUCCUUGGACAGCGAUCCCGGCUGAAGAGAACAUAAAAAGUAACAGAACGCAUGCGGAAUAUUGGAAAGAAUUAAAAGCUCUUGUGUCCAGUUUCACACAACAGGUUGCAGCAGGAGUGAGCACGGUGGACAGGUCCGUCCCCAGUGCCAAAGCAGUGUGGCUGAAGGUCAUUAAGCGAAAGUGGAAAGAGCCGAGGUGGACGGGGCCAUAUGAAGUGACCGCUAGGACCACAACAGCGGUCCAACUGAAGGGGAGAGGCGAGACCUGGUACCAUUGGUCUCAAUGUGCAGUAGCCGAUGAGAGCUUGGUGGAGCAAAGCUCAUGUCCAAACAACACGGGUGGUAAAAAAGAAAUAGAGGCAGAAUAAAUCCUCUCACCCGUGCAACGACCAACCAGUAGUCUACCUGGUUAGGUUGAAGUAAGAAGAGGGGGAUCGCAGAGAAUCACCCGACUCAAAGAGGAGGUGGCAAAGAGGCGUGAAGUUUAAUAGGCUGGGGCUCCAGUCUAAAAGUUGAAGGAGAGUAUGGGAACCAAAAAUAUGGGGUUGUAGGGUAAUUGGAAAAUAACGGGGGUGUUGGCAUGUGUCAGUGUUUUGAUAUGUUUGUUUGUUUUUUGGCAGACAGGUGAAUUGCCCAGACGCAGAGAUCCACAUACUCCAGAGUCCAAAUUGAUUGAGUCACCCGGAAAGUCUAAGCGCAAUGGCUCAGCCCAAAGAUGAAAAGAAUUGGGAGAUUUUAACAACUUGGUGCCGUAACCCAGAUCUUUGGUGUGCUGAGGAAGGCCGAUUUGGCCUGUGGUGAGAUCGUGAGACGAGGCGAACAGAGGACCGGUCCAAAUUUAAAAAGUUGUUGGCGGUAAUGCACCAUUUUGCUGUUUGCCAACCGCAAAGAAGAAGAAGAAGACGAGCAGGAAGAAGGGGGUGGGGAAGAAGAGGAGUCGAGCGUAGAGAGCUGCUUUUUCGUGAAAUGGGAGUAAAGUAGUGAACUUGGAGGAGAGAAACAAAUUAAAGUGUCGAUCAUAUACCACUACCAACGUCUGGAUCGAUAUCUGCAUCGAUCUGCCCACCCUUGUCUCCUGGAUCGUAGCUGAGAUCAGCGUGAACCACGUGGGUCUCUGCUCCCUGAUCUGUUUCCUGUGUUUGGAAAGAGUUCCAGCUUCAUCACGGAGUUUCUCUCGGUUUGUGGGCUCAUCUAAAGCUGAGUAACAGGACGAGAAGAGUCUGGUGGAGCAGCAGAGGAACAAUUUCGGCCAUUUGGACUCAGCUCAGCCACUACAGAGGAAACAAUGACUUCAACACAAAAGGACCAACAUGGAGCGAGAAGUCAGCGCUCUCAGGAGGCCGACAAACCUCACAGAAAAAAGGGAGAGAAAAGCUACAGCUGUGAUGAGUGUGGAAAGGAUUUUACUCAUCUUGGAAACUUUAAAACACACCAACUCGUCCACAGUGGAGAUAAACCGUACAGAUGUGGCUUGUGUGGAAAACUUUUUACCCAGAAAGGACACCUAAAAUCACACCAGCUCAUCCACAGUGGAGUUAAACCAUACAGCUGUGAGUUGUGUGGAAAGUCUUUUACCCACCCUUCAAGCUUAAAAACACACCAAGUCAUCCACAGUGGAGUUAAACCAUACAGCUGUGAGUUGUGUGGUAAAGCUUUUACUUGCAGUGGUAACUUACAGCGUCAUCAACUCAUCCACUCUGGAAUCAAGACACACAGCUGUGGUCAAUGUGGUAAAGCUUUUGCUCAGAGUAGCACCUUACGACGUCACCAAGUUACUCACUCUGGAUUUAAACCGUACAGCUGCGACUUGUGUGGAAAGUCUUUUAACGAUCCUGCAAACUUGAAAAAACACCAACUCAUCCACAGUGGAGUUAAAUCAUACAUAUGUGAUCCUGAGAAAGCUGAGCCACCUGUGGAAAAAGCAGAAAAAUGUGUGUCUGAUAGCCUGCUACCUGCUACACCGGACCUGUCUUUUGAGGACCAACAUGGAGCGAGAAGUCAGCGCUCUCAGGAGGCCGACAAACCUCACAGAAGAAAGGGAGAGAAAAGAUACAACUGUGAUAAGUGUGGGAAGAAUUUUACCCAUCUUGGAAACUUUAAAGCACACCAACUCGUCCACAGUGGAGAUAAACCGUACAGCUGUGAGUUGUGUGGAAAACUUUUUACCCAGAAAGGACACCUAAAAUCACACCAGCUCAUCCACAGUGGAGUUAAACCAUACAGCUGUGAGUUGUGUGGAAAGUCUUUUACCCACCCUGCAAGCUUAAAAACACACCAAGUCAUCCACAGUGGAGUUAAACCAUACAGCUGUGAGUUGUGUGGAAAGUCUUUUACCCACCCUUCAAGCUUAAAAACACACCAAGUCAUCCACAGUGGAGUUAAACCAUACAGCUGUGAGUUGUGUGGUAAAGCUUUUACUUGCAGUGGUAACUUACAGCGUCAUCAACUCAUCCACUCUGGAAUCAAGACACACAGCUGUGGUCAAUGUGGUAAAGCUUUUGCUCAGAGUAGCACCUUACGACGUCACCAAGUUACUCACUCUGGAUUUAAACCGUACAGCUGCGACUUGUGUGGAAAGUCUUUUAACGAUCCUGCAAACUUGAAAAAACACCAACUCAUCCACAGUGGAGUUAAAUCAUACAUAUGUGAUCCUGAGAAAGCUGAGCCACCUGUGGAAAAAGCAGAAAAAUGUGUGUCUGAUAGCCUGCUACCUGCUACACCGGACCUGUCUUUUGAGGACCAACAUGGAGCGAGAAGUCAGCGCUCUCAGGAGGCCGACAAACCUCACAGAAGAAAGGGAGAGAAAAAAUACAGCUGUGAUGAGUGUGGGAAGGGUUUUACCCAUCUUGGAAACUUUAAAGCACACCAACUCGUCCACGGUGGAGAUAAACCGUACAGCUGUGAGUUGUGUGGAAAACUUUUUACCCAGAAAGGACACCUAAAAUCACACCAAGUCAUCCACAGUGGAGUUAAACCAUACAGCUGUGAGUUGUGUGGAAAGUCUUAUACCCAUCCUGGAAGGUUAAAAACACACAAACUCAUCCACAGUGAAGAGAAAGCAUACAGCUGUGAGUUGUGUGGUAAAGCUUUUACUUGCAGUGGUAACUUACAGCGUCAUCAAGUUGCUCACUUUGGAAUUAAGGCGUACAGCUGUGAUCAGUGUGGAAAAACUUUUGCUUGUAGUGGCACCUUACGACGUCAUCAAUUUACCCACUCUGGAAUCAAGGGAUACAGCUGUGAUCAGUGUGGAAAAACUUUUGCUUGCAGUAGCCACUUACGACGUCAUCAAGUUACUCACUCUGGAUUUAAAGCAUACAGCUGCGACUUGUGUGGAAAGUCUUUUAAUGAUCCUGGAAACUUGAAAAAACACCAACUCAUCCACAGUGGAGUUAAAUCGUACAUGUGUGAGUUGUGUGGAAAGUCUUUUACCCAGGCUGGAAACUUAAAAAGACACCAAGUCAUCCACAGUGGAGUUAAACCAUACAGCUGUGAGUUGUGUGGUAAAGCUUUUAGUUGCAGUAGCACCUUAAGACAUCAUCAAGUUACCCACUCUGGAAUUAAGGCAUACAGCUGUGAUCAGUGUGGUAAAGCUUUUGCUUUCAGUAGCACCUUACGACAUCAUCUAGUUACCCACUCUGGAAUUAAGGCGUACAGCUGUGACAUUUGUGGAAAAACUUUCAGGACGCUAGGUUACCGCAAUAUUCACGUACGGAUUCACACCAGACAUGACGUUUACUCCUGUGAUCUGUGUGGCAAACUGUUUACAACAUAUCCACACUUGCAACGCCACAAACUUACCCACACUGAGGAGAGACCUUAUAAAUGCGACCUGUGUGAAAAGGCUUUUAAAGAGCCACGUUCCCUGAGAGUUCACCAUCAGAUCCACACCAGAAAGAGACUAUAAGUGCAGUUACUGUGAGAAGCAGAGUGACACAGAUGGAUCCAGUUCUCAACCCUGUCGUCACUGUGGUGGUGGGAAAGCGUUUCAGUCAGCAACUGAGUGUAAAACGACAUCAACGUAGACAGACUGGUGACAAAAUGAACUACUGCAAAGAAUAUGGGAGAAGCUUCCCCACAUCACAUGAAUUCUGUCACAGUGGGGUUAAAAAGCAGCUUCAAGAAUUACAGUUCAUACUCCAAACACAAACGAUCCCACACUGUAAAUAGUUUUACUGUUACUAAUAUGGAAAAAAAUUCACUUCAUUUUCUGCUCUGUGCAAACAUCAGCGUGAUCAUGCAGUACUGAAAUCACUGGAUCACAAUGAAUCUGAAGAGACCGUGAAUAAUCCUUAAAUUUAUCAAUCUGCAAGUAUAGAUACCUACGCCAAAAUUUUUUCCUUUUCUUACAACCACUGAUCAACGGCCAUGAGUACCAUUCGCACUGAAUAGGGAUAUACGUGAAAAGGGAAAGACCAUCUCUGAAUCGAGGAGGGGGCCUAAGGGUACAUCUGU
Molecule: messenger RNA, 5603 nt
Organism: Oreochromis aureus
Lineage: Eukaryota; Metazoa; Chordata; Actinopteri; Cichliformes; Cichlidae
Product: zinc finger protein 729-like
Exons: 10
Coding region: 2437-5055 (872 amino acids)
Biological process (GO): regulation of transcription by RNA polymerase II
Cellular component (GO): nucleus
Molecular function (GO): DNA-binding transcription activator activity, RNA polymerase II-specific; RNA polymerase II cis-regulatory region sequence-specific DNA binding
Source: RefSeq, a predicted model, not a curated record